AUGGUCCGGCAGAGGUGGCGUCUCACGGGUGUGUGGCAGCUCGGUUCCGACGUCGCGGGUCAGCAAUGGAACUCGGAGCAGGAGCGGCGGGCUUCGGAGCUCGGCGUCGCGCGGGCAGCAGCAGGUCGCGAUGGCCGGCGCGGGUUCAGUGGUGCUCAGCCGACGGCAAAGGGAAUCGUCGGGCACCGGGUCGAGCAAAGCUCGGUUCCGACGUCGCGGGUCAGCAAUGGAACUCGGAGCAGGAGCGGCGGGCUUCGGAGCUCCGGCGUCGCGCUGGGCAGCAGCAGGUCGCGAUGGCCGGCGCGGGUUCUGGUGGUGCUCAGCGACGGCAAAGGGGAAUCGUCGGGCACCGGGUCGAGCAAAGGUGACGCGGCGUCGGGGCAGAGCAGCGCGGGAGGUCUGGGCGCUGCAGAGGCGGGCACAGGUGGUGCAGAUCUGGUUCGAGCUGCUGCGGUCAGGAGCGGCACAGCUUCAGCAAGCGUCGGCGAGGGGCUGGGUAGAUCACGAACAGAGAGGUCGUCAGGGCGAUGGUGGCUCGGGAUAGGGAGCAAUGGCGGAGCUAUCACCGGCGGCAGACGGAAAGCGGGGGAGGACGUCGGUGCUGCAGGCUGGCGUCACGGGAGGAGACUUGCGGCAGUGGUCGUUGCAGCAGGCGUCGGGACGAGCUCGCUGGUGCAGAGGUGCGGUCGUCGGGCGUCAGGCACCGAGUGGUCGCGGACGCAGCAACAGCGGAGGUGUGGGCCGGUUCGGAAUCGGCAGUGUCGCGGGUUGCAGAAGCGCGGUGGUGUCGCUGGGCGUCGGCACUUGGGUCGUCGUGAGUCGGCGCGACGAUGGCUGGUGGAGACCGGCGAUGCGAGCGCAGCGCGGGUGAAGAGAAACUCACGAUUGGGCAGCAAAUGUGGGGAAGAAGAUGAACAGUAA
Messenger RNA from Eucalyptus grandis, 921 nucleotides. RefSeq lists its product as uncharacterized. The record is from RefSeq and is a predicted model, not a curated record. The coding region runs from base 1 to 921 and encodes 306 amino acids. The transcript has 2 exons. Lineage: Eukaryota; Viridiplantae; Streptophyta; Magnoliopsida; Myrtales; Myrtaceae.